AACAAACAAAACAACACUAAAAUGACAAUCAAGAGCCAGGACGUCUCGAGGGACCCUAACGAGGCCCGGCAAAAGUCACUCGAGAUUGAUAAGACCCUGAAGAGGGAAUCGACCAACACAUCUGUGUUUAAGAUCCUGCUGUUGGGCUCAUCAGACUCGGGCAAGUCCACAAUGUUCAAACAGAUGAAGAUCAUCCAGGAGAACGGUGGCUACACAGAGUCAGAGUUGAUUGCCAAUCGAGGCCUCAUCUAUGACAACAUCGUCAGUCUAAUGCAUCUGCUGCUCGAGGCCAUGUACAAUGAUCGCGGCAGCAACUACGAGCUGGGCACCGACGACCUUAUGUACUUUGAGGAUCCGGCACACUUUGAGCGUGCGGUGCGUGUCAAGCAUGCCCACGCCCUCCUUCGCGCCGGCCAAGCCAUUGCCAGUUGGACACUCAUCAUCCAAGACAUCAUGACCCUCUGGCAGACCAACGAGAUACAGCAUCAAUACACCAUCAGAGAGAAUGGUGGUCUAGGCUCUUCACAAUAUCAACUCAAUGAUUCAGCUUCAUACUUCCUCAACAACCUAGAUGCGUACUCAACAGAGACGUUCAUACCGACCGAACAGGAUAUACUUAGAGUACGAACAAAGACAACAAGUGUCAAAGAAGCUGAAUAUGUGUUCAGAGGUCUACGAUUCAUGAUGGUCGAUGUUGGAGGACAGAAGAGCCAUCGAAGAAAGUGGAUACAAUGCUUUGAUGGAGUGUCAGCGGUGUUGUUUGUGUCCUCGCUUAGUUCGUAUGACCAGGUACUCGAGGAGGAUGGCAAGACGAAUAGGUUGGAGGACUCGCUGACACUGUUCAAAGAGAUUGUCAACUCGACAUGUUCAAGAAGAGCGCGAUGGUAUUGUUCUUGA
Molecule: messenger RNA, 897 nt
Organism: Acytostelium subglobosum LB1
Lineage: Eukaryota; Evosea; Eumycetozoa; Acytosteliales; Acytosteliaceae
Exons: 3
Biological process (GO): adenylate cyclase-modulating G protein-coupled receptor signaling pathway
Cellular component (GO): heterotrimeric G-protein complex
Molecular function (GO): G-protein beta/gamma-subunit complex binding; GTPase activity; guanyl nucleotide binding
Source: RefSeq, a predicted model, not a curated record